Molecule: messenger RNA, 1791 nt
Organism: Patiria miniata (bat star)
Lineage: Eukaryota; Metazoa; Echinodermata; Asteroidea; Valvatida; Asterinidae
Gene: eapp
Product: E2F-associated phosphoprotein-like
Exons: 4
Coding region: 98-1120 (340 amino acids)
Biological process (GO): positive regulation of cell population proliferation
Cellular component (GO): nucleus
Source: RefSeq, a predicted model, not a curated record
CCACAUCGCGAACAGUAACAUUGCUACGUACGUGCAUGUAACGUCACUAACGUGUUCAUCAUACUUCAUAGUUUUUGGAGUUGAAACUCGUUUCAAAAUGAGUGUGUUCACUGAACAACCCAAAGGUUUCUGUCAGUAUGACUACAUCGAAGAGGACAGUGACCAAGAAAUGCAUGGAAGAGACAGUUCUGAUGAUGAGCUGGACAUUCUCUUACAUGGCACACAGCAGCAGAAGCGGCGGCUGACACGCAGCCUAAGUCGCGGCAGCCUGGAGAUGUCCUCCAGUGAGGAUGAAUUUGAGAAGGAAAUGGAGAAGGAAUUAGAGGAGACAAUGAGACAGCAUGAGCAGCAGUUUGCCUCAGCAGCUGACAGUGCAGCAUCUGAGCAAGCAUCAGGUAGUACCGCGUCAAAUGGCAAACCAUCCAAUCCUGAGAGUCACAUCGCAGAUGACUUCUACAACGAUAUUUACUUCGAUUCUGAUGAUGAUGAGACUCAAGAGGCUCCUGAAGCAAGUGAAUCCGAAGCCGGUUCAUCACAAAAGAGCAAACAAUCUCCAGGAAAGCACCGAGUCUUCACGAACGAUGAGUUGCUGUACGAUCCGGAGAUCGAUGACAAGAAUCAGGAAUGGGUCGACAGGCAGCGAGGGCGUUACUACCCUAGCCAUUCCACCCAGGGGUCAUCAGGUUCGCAGACAAGUGAUCAGGGUGGUUCGGAGGAUGGUGAGGGUGCAAGUAAGGAGGCUGGCAUCCCCAAGAGCGAUGCGGUCUUGAACUGCCCGGCCUGCCUGACCACACUCUGCCUGGACUGCCAGCGACAUGAGCUGUACACGCACCAGUACCGAGCCAUGUUUGUGCUGAACUGUAGCAUCGUCCGGUCAGAACGUCUGACCUACACCGUCCCGCAGAAGGCAGGGCGUAAAAAGUGGCGGAAGAAACAACGCAAGAUGCAGCUGGAUAGAGUUGAUGAAACCGGGGAGGCAGGGGCAUCGUCGUCAUUAUCAGAGACCAAUCAGAAAGAGUACUUCCAUCCAGUGCGGUGCAGUAAAUGCAACACGGAGGUAGCCGUGUAUGACAACGAUGAGGUUUUUCAUUUCUUCAAUGUGCUUACCAGUUUAUCAUGAAGCUGUGUCCUGUGGUGUUCCUGAGAGAUUUCCUAUGUCCUGGUGUAAAGUGAAAACUGACCAAAAACACUGUCUUUAAACCCUUGCAGGAUCCAAUGGGAAAUCAAUUCUGUUGUACCCUGUUGACCUGAGCAGUGUAGUUUAUUGAGGCUUUUGGGUUUUGUCAACCAUGGAAGGCUUCUUGCUUAAAGAUUAUUCAAGAAUCAGCAUGUUGCCUUCAAAGGUCUGAAGGGAAUAGGGUAGGAACCGAAGCCUGUGUGGGAUAUGACAAGCAGCUGAUUUUAUGAAACAAUGCCAAACUGAACUCGAGCUUACAUAGGAAUUAUGCCACCAAUUGGACGAGGAUAAUCACAGCUCAACGGCUGUUUGCGUAUGAUUUCAUAGAGGUCAGAGAAAUAAUGGUAGCAACUCUCAAAUUAUGAUGACGUUAAAGUAGCAUUUCUUUUACAUCAAAAACAAAGCUGUGAAUUUCUGGCAUCAACCUUGAUGAAAUGGGUAAUAAGAGGCUUUUUGACAAUCACGAAUAGUCAGUUUAAAUACAUCAUAGUAGUCAGUACAUGUAAAUGCGAGUGUGAAAUGUUGCACAACAUAAAUGAGGUGUAAGUGUACAUGUAUUUCGUACAGUCACUAACAUUGCCCAAAAUAAACAGGAGGCUCCAUAUGUAACACUU